Molecule: messenger RNA, 806 nt
Organism: Racocetra persica
Lineage: Eukaryota; Fungi; Glomeromycota; Glomeromycetes; Diversisporales; Gigasporaceae
Source: the annotation of a GenBank genome assembly
AUGCCAAGCUUUAACAAAACUUCAUCUUGUGUACAAAAGAGCUUAUUUUCCGAGAGAGUAGAAAGAAAUUUUAAUAACAAAUGCGCCAAACGAUACUCAACAUUCACCUGUACUCAAUUUACUGGUCUUGAAACUUUUAAAAAAAAUUUUCACGUAGUUACAAAGCGUUUUAAUUCAGACGAUUCUUCAAAAUCGUAUAAAAAUAAUAAUGUAACUACUAUUAAAGAAAUUGUACGCGAGUCGCAACAAAAUAAUAUUAUUAGCUUUUAUAACAUUUCUAUGAAAGAAGAUAACUAUGGGCCUCGAUGUAUUUUAAUCCUCAAAUAUCCUGAUGGUGGAAUAUUUAAAACCUACUUACAAAGUAAUUUUGAUAAGCUUAAUUGGACACGUAAAUUAGAUCUUGCACAACAGCUUGCAGAUGCAAUUGAGUUUAUGCAUGAAAAUGAAAUUAUACAUGGGAAUCUUCAUUCUAAUAAUAUUUUCGUUUACGGGAAUAAUAUAAAAAUUUUAGACUUUGGGCCAAAUAUGCCCUGCUUUCAAACUGAAGAAUCGUAUAGAGUAACAAAAGAGUCUGAUGUUUAUAGUUUAGGCGUACUUAUGUGGGAAAUAUCUAAAAGUCGUCCUCCAUUUAAGCCUACAAAAGAAAUAUGCCAACUUUCGGAAUUAACUAUAGAUAUGUUAAAUGAUGCCAGCGUAGACUUUAUAGAAAAAGCUCAAACAGCUUACAUUGCUUUAUAUGCUGAUUGUUGGCAAGAUGACCCAAUAAAACGUCCCAAUAUACAAGAGAUAGUGAAAAGGCUCGAAAA